Ordospora pajunii is the source of this 1857-nucleotide messenger RNA. Its product is annotated as putative mechanosensitive ion channel protein. NCBI's taxonomy places the organism in Eukaryota, Fungi, Microsporidia, Ordosporidae. Gene Ontology annotation, molecular function: mechanosensitive monoatomic ion channel activity. Gene Ontology annotation, biological process: transmembrane transport; monoatomic anion transport. The record is from RefSeq and is a predicted model, not a curated record. Gene Ontology annotation, cellular component: plasma membrane. The coding region runs from base 1 to 1857 and encodes 618 amino acids. The transcript has a single exon.
AUGGAUGGAGUGAUAAAGAGUAGUGCAAGGAUUGAUCUUGAGGACAGCGACAGCCACAACUACACCCAUGAGUCUGAUACAUCUACAGAGGAUGGAGGAAAUGAUUAUGGAUAUGGAAAUGAGGGAAUGGCCGAGGCAUCAAGCUCUUUUGAGAGGUUGAAGAACAGUGCGGCGGGCACACUGCAGCAGAGGUCUGGAUGGAUUUUCCUGGGAGGUGUUGCUCUACUGCUUGUUGCCUUUUGCACAUGGAAGAUUGAAGUGAGCAUGAAGGCCAGGAAAGGAGAUGUGAUUAUGGUAAGCUUGAGCAAUUUUUUGUUUUUGUGUUCUGGAAGCGUUUUUCUGUUUAUUGCAUUGAACUUUUUGAUAUUCAAGAUAAGCUUUGCAGGUCUAAAGAGAUCGAACAGUCUAAACACAUUCUUUUACUACACAAAUGAGAUUUCGGAGCAUAUUUCUGCAGGUAUUAUUUUUAUCACCGGUAUUGUAGUGGUGUUUCUUAGGGACAAGGACUACUGCAUGAACAACGCACAGGGGCUUGACUUGUUCUUUGGUGAUCUGUUCAACUGCUUUCUUGUUGCUACGGUGAUGCUUGGGGGAGUAAGGGUAUUCCACCGGGCGAUUUCGAUGAACUUCAACUAUUCGGUGUAUAUAAGAAGGAUACGAAGGGUGUUGCUUGAGGAUGCAUUCAUAAGUCUGCUUGCAGGCAUGGAUGGCAAGCAACGAAGGCCUGCUAAGCCCAGGAUUGGUGUGUCUGGGGAGAUGGUGUGCAAAAGCGAUGCAAUCAGUUCGAUAAAUGAGUACCUAGAGGAUUUGUAUGAAUGCAAUGAGCAUGUGGAUGAUCUUGGGCUUCCCAGGAAAAGGGUGAUUCUGAAGGAGUUCCAAAGGCUGAUGCGCCGAUCGAGUGUUUCCCGAGGAAACAUGAUGCAGGUUUCGCAAAGGCUGAGGAGCAGGGCAAACAGCAAGGCAAACAGAAUGGUUGGCAGGGACGGAAGGCUUGGGCCGAUGUCUGAGCUGUCACUGUAUUUUCAGAAGCCCGAGAUAUUCAGGUUUUUAAUGAAGGAGAUUGGAGUUGAUGAGGACUACAGAUUCAGCAGAGGGAGCUUGACGGAGUUUAUUGAGAAGAGCUAUAGAGAAAGACACAUUCUGAGAGAGAAUCUUGAGCACAUGAACUCGGCAGUCGAUAAGGUUUCGUUUGCGUUCAAGCUGAUGAUAGGCGUGCUUGUGAUGGCAAUGCUUUACAUCAAGGCAGGAGGGGAAGGAAUAACAACGAUUGGAGUGAUAUCUGCAUUUUUUGGAACGCACUUUAUUUCGAACUCGUUUUCAUCGAGUGUGAUAAGCAGCAUUAUUUUUCUGUUUUUCAUUCAUCCGUAUGACAUUGGAGACCGAGUGUUUAUAACGAUGGACAAUGCUGAGGAGAAUCUUGUGGUGUCUGAGCUGAAUGUGUUCUCAACGGUGUUCUACAGGUGGGAUGGAACGUACAUAACAAUACUGAACACGGUUCUGGCUCAGAAGGCAAUUCGGAAUCUGCGGAGGAGUGGGAUCAUGGCGGAGUCGCACAAGAUCCAGAUCAACAGCAGAACCAAUCAGAAGAAGCUAGUGAGGCUGAAAGAGCUUAUAGACGACUUUGUGAAGAGCCAUCCCGAGGAUUAUACCGAGUAUACGAUGCUGAAUCAUGAGUGCAUUGAGGACUCGUCGAAGCUCCACAUGAAGGUCUAUAUGCAGUACAAGAGCAGCUGGCAGAACUUUGAGUUGUAUCUGAAGCGCAAGACAAAAUUUCUGUCGUUUCUGAACAGGGCAAUGCAGGGAUUGGAGAUCGAGUACAUGCUUCCGACAAGAACGAUUUCUCUGAAGAAUGUAUAG